UUUGUUCGCACGGCACUGAUUGAUUUUUCCGCACAGUGCCUACAUUCCGCGUAGCAGAGGAAAGCAAAAUAAUUAUCAACCACAUUUUAUCUGUCCAUCUCCAUGUAUUAAGUUUUUCGCAAGGUCGUGGUAGACUAGCAUUUAUGUAUUUCUAGCCCACACUGAAUAUGUUUAUCGUUUGUACGUUAAGACUUUCGGUCUGCAUGCACCUUCUGUAGGAACAUUCUUAGCUUCGUAGCUGUCCUUCGUGACUAAUCUAUGAUUUGUCCGCGGCCGUGAAGAUCAAGAAAGCACACGGAAUAUGUGAACGUGAAGUUCUACUCCUGGCCUUGUACUACCAGAACAGCACAUACGUUCUUGGGCUGCAGUUUGAAGGAAUUCCGAAGUAUAAUAUCUUGUAAACAAGAAAUAAGUGGCGCUCUGUUUUUACAAUUUGUGCUUGUAUAUUCGCUACUUGCAGGAUUGUGGCGGGGCGAGACAGUAUCUUGCGGUGCACGACUGGAAGUACAACUCUGCUAUCAAAUGUAAAAAUGUCUGGGUCUGGAAGAAUGCAAGAUUUGUGAUGCAGGUUUUCCAUGACCCAUGAGGUCUAGAAUGCGAGACCCAGCAUGACAGAUUUUUUAAGGUCUCUAUCAUGCCUUUCCUGCAUGAGAAACUCCCUCUCAAAUUGGUCAAAAGCGGACAGCUUUUGGCACUCACGCAACACAGAUUUUUGCAUCGUUCAGAUUUAGCAUGAGAAGUUCUAACCUUCCAGACCCAGACAUUUUUACAUUUGAUAUCUGCGGGGUAAAUGAUGUCGAACCGCGGGAUGGCAAACCCGUUCGGUGGAGCGGAUAAUUUCGGGAGCUCGUUUGAUGCGUUUGAACAGGAACUGAUGAGCAACCCAGCCGCGGACCAGAAGCCCCCGCCGACAGGCCAAAUGAAUGCAGGGGGAGCUGGCGGGCCAGGUGCGGUUUUUUUGUCUUUCGUACGACGGACGAGAGAAGAAGUUCUGAAAUAACUGGAGGUGGUAGAAGUGCAGUACACUGUCACUCCAACUUCUCACAUUCAUGCUUGUAUUUGUGCGCGUGCGGUGGAUCGAGUAUGAGUAUGCAGUAGCUGCGAACUUUUUCUCCGACGUGAGAUUUUUGCGGCCUGUUGUGUGUAUUGAUUCACUGCAGUGCGCUGUAAUGUAUGAAAAAAAGGACGCGCAGCAGAUGAAGCUCGACUCCACAUGUGCUCUGAACUUGAACUGAUAUUAUAAUUUGCAUAAAAAAAGAGCAAUGCCACACGAACAGGUCCCGGCCGUGGGUUUCCACCUACCUCCGCACCGCCAGCCUGGGGGCAGCCGCAGUUGGGGCCGCCCGGGAUGAUGGGCCCCCCGCUAUUGCGAGGAAAAAUCCCCCCUCCCCAUAUUUAACAGGUAUGCUUCCGAAAAUUUGUGUUGCUGAUUUGAGGUCAGAAAUCACAUUUGUCUUGCAAGAAGACAAAGGCAGAGGCUUCCGCCCCAUUAUGGAAGCGAUUUGUCACGCUGCUGGGCCUAAAGGGGAGCCGUUUGCCAUGCUGAACAACUAGACCCAUACGCCCCUACGUAGCCUGGGGAUCUGGCCGCAGUGCCUCUCUGCAAUACAAAGCUGACUUGUGUACACCAAUCCAGCAUCAGAAGUUCCGUUUUGAUAUGGGGAGGGGGGAUUUUUCCUUGCAAUACCCGCCAGCGGGGAAUAGCGGGCCGAGUAUCAUCCCAUCUCCGGCACAGCUGCAUACCAAAUGUAAAAAUGUCUGGGUCUGGAAGAAUGCAACUUGUCAUGCUAAAUCUGAAGCAUGCGAAAAUCUGUGUUGCAUGAUUACCAAACGUCGUCCAGUUUUGACCAAGUCGGGAAGGAGUUUCUCAUGCAGGAUAGGCAUGAGAGAGAUCGCGCAGAAUCUGUCAUGCUAGGUCCUGCAUUCCAGACCUCAUGGGUCAUGGAAAAGCUGCAUGACAAAUCGCGCAUUCUUCCAGACCCAGACAUUUUUACAUUUGAUACUGCAGAAUCAGACCGUAAUGAGCGACAUGUUCGAACCUGCCCCGCAGGCUGUGCCGGACCCGUCCUCCCGUGGCCAGACAGGGUCCUGGUUCGGGAUGGGCAGCGCCCCCGCGAUGGGCGGCCAGCCGCCGGUGAUGCCCGCCACGGGCGGGCCAAGCGCGGCGAAUUUCCAGAGCGGCGGCGCAUUUUCUUCCACCAGCAACCCACAGUCUAUGACCCCUGCGACCCCGCCCUCGGGCACCACACCCACCGCAAACACGAGUAAUCCAACCUUCGGGUUUAACUCGCCAAGUACAGCAACGACGGCGUCCCCGGCGGGGAAAGUGGCGCAAGCCACCGGAGGACCCGCGAACAUGGCGCCCCCGCAAGGAGCAGCAGGCCAGUUCGACUCGCAGAUAGCCGCGUCCCAGCAGCGGCAGCGCGGCGCACCACUCUCGCAAGCGUCGUCCUCCGCUUCGGUAGGCAACCCAGCGGCGCAGCAGGGUACUAGCAAUAAUGCGGCGUACUUCAGCGCGGACACCAGUCAAGAGAUGAAGAAUGUCAGCGCGGAGGCAAUGCAAGCCAUGGGCAUCAACAAUCCAAUGGCCUCCAUGGCCAUGUCGGCGGGCGUCGACCAGGUAGCGAAAAACGCUACCGUGCUCACGAGGUACUUGUACGCGUUUACUUCGUAUCAAAUGCAAAAAUGUCUGGGUCUGGAAAGAGUGGAAGUUGUCAUGCAGAUUUUACAUGACCCGUGACGUCUGUGAUGUAUUCCCUAGCAUCACAGAUUUUCUGACGACGUCUCGAUGCCUAUUCCGCAUGACAAAUGGCCUGCCCGCGUAGCACAAACCGGACUCCUCUUGCUGGUCAUGCAAUACAGACUACAGUGGUCAUGCAGAGGCAGACUACGACCACUCCUCCUGCUGGUCAUGCAGAGGCAGUGGUCGUAAAGGGGGUACAGUGGUUGAGGGGUAUUAUAUCCACGUAGUUCUCUUCUCUUUUCUUUCUUCAAAAUGUUAAAGUCGUUCUCUUCCCUGUGCUGUACCAUGGUCUUGCUUCCAGACAAAACACCAGACAUUUUUGCAUUCCAUACUUCGUUGAUGUCCAAGGAAAAGAAUGGCAAUCGCAUGUGAAGAGGUCAGUCUGUCCUUUCCGAGGAAAUUUUUUGCCACCAAACCUGUGUAGUUUUUCAUCUCAGUCUCUGGCCCGAAAAGUGGCCUGUAUAAAGUGUUUCUUUUUCACCAAGUCGUGGCUUCAGUUGUUGAAAAAGCUUUGCAUCAGGUAUCUCCCCUCCUUCGAUUACUUUCGGAGCUACUUUGCGGUAAAUCACAUGUACGUGUUAUGGUGAGCAGAAACGUCCCCACACCAGAGUCAAGAUGGGAAAUCUGCUAGACAAAUCACCAGGCUUUGGCCGUUGCGCAUGACAAGUUUCCCUCUGCAGUGUUCUACUGGUCAGCAAGAGAAGCCGCAUGAGAAAGCCGUUCUCUCAUCCUGUCUACAGCAUUACAAAUUCCAAAAAAGGAAGAUUGGAAAUCCCUCUUAUGGAGCUGCGCAUUACAAAUGCUCCUGUCAUUGCACAUUUGCAUGACAGCUCUGGGGUGGGGACGUUUUUACACAGAAUACGUGUUACGCAAGUUGGGGAUUUUGGUAUUUCCCUUCAAGAAGGGAAAGGUGGAUACGCAGCCAGACGACAGCCACUUGGGGUUGAGGCCAAACCAUGAUAAGCCGGACGGCGAGGGACAACAGAUCGUCGUUUUGAAGAGCAACGUAGACGACCCCGAAUUGUACUGCUGUUUUGAUGACUUCUGUAUAACUAGUUUUAUUCUCAUUUGUGGGAGGCAGUUGUCACGACUAUGAUGUUCAACAUGCGGGCCGGUGUGCUCCUCGGCGGUACCGCUGCCACUGAAAAGUAAGUAACUAAACACGGCUAUAUUAAAUGCAACACCAUUUUCCACCGUAGGUACGUUCCAUCGAUGGGUGCGCUUACGUACUUGGUGCUUAUCACGCUGCACAUAUCAAAAUGAAAAAUCCCCCCUCCCCAUAUUCAAAAGCUAUGUUUCCGAAAAUUUGUGUUGCUGAUUUGAGGUCACAAAUCACAUGCGUCUUGCAAGAAGACAAGGGCAGAAGCUUCCGCCCCUUUAUGGGGGCGAUUUGUCAUGCUGUUGGGCUUAAAGAGGAGCCGCUUGCCAUGCCGAACAACUAGAAAGACCCAUACGCCCCUACCUAGCCUGGGGAUCUGGCCGCAAUGCCUUCCUGCAAUACAAAGCUGACUUGUGUAGACAAAUCCAGCAUCAGAAGUUUCGUUUUGAUAUGGGGAGGGGGGGUCUUUCCUUGCAAUAGCACAUGGCCCUGACGGACCAGUUCCAUCCGGACGUUUACCAAGUGUAAAAAUGUCUGGGUCUAGAAGGAUGCAGAGGUUUGUGAUGCAGCUUUGGCAUGACCCAGAAGGGCUACCAUGCACGCCCCAGCAUCACAGGUUUUUAGAAGGUUUCUUAAUGCGUAAUCCGCAUGACAAGGCCCUUCUUUCGGUGGCCAGAAAUGUGCAGCUUUUGGCUUCCAUGCAUGACUGAUUUUUGAGUCAUGUGAAAUGCGCAUCACAAGUUCGCAUGUCGGUGCGGUUGUUUUAGCAUCACAAGUUCGCAUCCUUCCAGACCCAGACAUAUUUGCACUUGAUAACGUUUUUACCACCACAAUAAAAUGGUGCGUGGUGGUGGCCACGCUCGAGAAUGGCAUCGGGCGGCUGGUCUUUCUCACGAUCAACAGUAGCGUGUCUCUCAUCGACCUCGUUGCCUUUAAUGGCUACAAGUACGUCACCCUGUCCGUGCUCAGUCUCCUAGGUAUUGGUGUUUGAAUAAUUUUACUUUUUUUGGUUUUUCAGCUCCUGUACUUGUGUUUGUAUUUCCGCUGUUGUGGUCCUCUUUCAGACUUGGAAUUUGAAAAUGUGAAAGACGAAACGAGAGCGAGCUAGUUGCUACCAAGCUGGCUCUUUUGUUCUCACUUUCGCCGGAAAAUCACAAAGAAAUUUGUUCCUGAGAAAGCACUGGCAUUUUUUUUUUCGCAAUUUUAUUUGUCAACCACAUCAGCGAUGUUCCUGCCCUACGUCCUCUUCAUGCUCUUUUUCGCAUACUUCGCCGCUGCAGCAGUGUUUGCAGAGUGGAGGUUUUUAUCGCACUACCAACCUUUCGCUUCCGAUCACGCACGGCAAAUGGGCAUCGCGAGCAACACUGGUGUGUUGCACAAGCAAGUCAUCCUUGUCCUAUCCGUGCUACAGGUACUGUUUUUUGAGGUUUGAAUACUUUUGGAAUUAUGUGUCAUUCGUAGAAAUCAAAUAAAUGCCAUCCAGCCCAGUCUGUCGUGAGUUCCGUUCAUGUCUUGCACUUCCUAGCCUAGUAUCUAUCAGAAUUGAAGACUUUCGAAAAGUAUUACAUGACUACCUUUCAGGUUUUCCUGAUCUGGUUUAUGCUUCCUAGUUUUUCGGGUGCCAAAGGAGGUGGGGGCCAAAAAGCGGACAUCAACGUGAGGUAGGAAUUUCGGGCUCUCGUCCUGGGCUGUUCUUUGCUACGCUGGCGCCGACAGAAUGCGCUCGCAUGGAUCUGUGUGUGCCACUGAGAGCCGCUCAAGAUGAUAUCACACGUGAAGAGAAGCGCAAAGUGGAGCCGUCUCGGAUUGGACGAAGCGCAAAAAGGCAGGGGGGGAGCGGAGUUACUUACCCAAUAGUGGCGGUGGCGGCACCGAUUUAUUCCGCGCGCCUGCUCUCUUCCAGCGGAAGUUCGGCGGAAGAAGGAGCAGCCUCGCUUCGAGGCGUAGAUUCUGAGCAGUGGCGGACCGCAGUACUUACCACCACACCGAGUUCUCUCUGCCGUUCUGAAAGUAGGUUGUGGGCGGAAAAAUAAUUUGUAUCAGCGACAAGAUCAAAUCAAAAUCUUCGCUUUCCUCAACAUGGAAACGCGAACGCGACCUUUCCAUUUUCCAAAAAAGCCCCAGGGGCCGCCCUGCCCGCAAGAAGUAAUCGCACCACCUCGA
Molecule: messenger RNA, 6005 nt
Organism: Amoebophrya sp. A120
Lineage: Eukaryota; Dinophyceae; Syndiniales; Amoebophryaceae
Source: the annotation of a GenBank genome assembly